Molecule: messenger RNA, 366 nt
Organism: Necator americanus (New World hookworm)
Lineage: Eukaryota; Metazoa; Nematoda; Chromadorea; Rhabditida; Ancylostomatidae
Exons: 4
Coding region: 1-366 (121 amino acids)
Source: RefSeq, a predicted model, not a curated record
AUGCAUCAAGUCUGCUCGUCUGAGUCUGAGGGACGGGAAACUCGGCUGGCCCUGAUGCAGUUUCAAACCAUCGACACCGCUGUUGCAGCCGAACCUCUUACCGAUUGCGCUGCACCUGUCCCAAUCAAAAUGCAUAGCUAUGAAAUGCCUAACGGUCAAGAGUAUGGCAGGGCUCGAAGUUUGGGUCUCACAAGCUCUGUAGUUGCUAAAGGUGUAUCACCAUCGAGGCAGAUCCUUCCGCAAAAUUUGCCUGCUGUGAAAAACAUGGUGCCGUUUAUCUUCUCUAGAAUGCUAUGUUGUGUAGUUGAGAUCGUGAAGCAUCGUGGUCUGAUCACAUGUUUUCGAUCGAGGAGAAGCAAUUUCUGA